Sander lucioperca (pikeperch) is the source of this 3215-nucleotide messenger RNA. Its product is annotated as guanine nucleotide-binding protein G(s) subunit alpha-like. Gene Ontology annotation, cellular component: heterotrimeric G-protein complex. Gene Ontology annotation, biological process: adenylate cyclase-activating dopamine receptor signaling pathway; sensory perception of chemical stimulus. Gene Ontology annotation, molecular function: corticotropin-releasing hormone receptor 1 binding; D1 dopamine receptor binding; G-protein beta/gamma-subunit complex binding. Bases 1483 to 2622 code for a protein of 379 amino acids. Lineage: Eukaryota; Metazoa; Chordata; Actinopteri; Perciformes; Percidae. The transcript has 13 exons. The record is from RefSeq and is a predicted model, not a curated record.
AAGCUUGACCACUGUUCUUCGUUCCCAGGGUUCCGUGAGAGCCGUUUGCCCCACCCCACCUCAACGCUAUCUAUCUCAAUAUACAAUCCUCAGAGAAAAAAAGGGGGCAAAAAUAAUUUAGAGUAACACCGCAAAGAAAACGAUUCUCAUUUCCCCGAGCGGUUCACCGGAGCAGACGCGGCCUCUCGGCGGUGAAACAUAACUGUCUCGCCGCUGGACCAGUGAUUGAAAACACCGCGGUAUGUUCAUGUAUCAUGCACAUGUAACCAUAAUCUACUACACGGAUUCAAAGGGAAUACAAAAAUCUGAGAGACUUGACAGCGGGCUGUACCUGCGCCAAACGAGAAUAUAGCGGAGGAUUUUCCCACGAAUAUCACCUGGAUGUCGAGGUAUAUUCAAGGACAUCUAACUGCCAAAAAAAAGAAGCUGUACGAUGUGAGGAGAAAUACAAAUUAACGUUACAGAAAGAAUAAGGACGGAGAAGGGGCCUUUUGGGUUUGGUCAAACCCUCCGAAAAAGCAAGCUCCAGCAUCUGUUGACGGGGAGAGGAAAUCAUUUUGACAUCGGCUAAAAACUGGAUAUUAUUGAUAAGGUUGCUAACAUCAACGACUACAACUCCCCCCUCCCCUCCUCCCAAAAGAAAAAGGUGUAUAAUGUGACGGACUUGCAAGACUGUUGUGAUAGAGAAAGAAGCCCCAUUGUAGCCUGAUGAUUCACAUGCCGUCAUUUUAAAAGGAAAUAUUUAUUUUUAAUUUUCCCCCCAUCCGCCCUCUGAUGAGCUUUGAUUAGGUGGACUGCAAAUAACAUCUAAAGAUAAUAACAUAAAAUAUAUAUCUAAGUGUGGGGGUGGGGGGGGGUGGGGGGGGAGGUCGAGAAACAUAGGAUUGUGAGUGGAAAUGAAUUGAAUGGCAGUGUGAGAUAACUGCCGAAGAUGGGCUCCAGAGGAGACAUUUGCUAAGAAAAUUAAACAAAAUAGCGUGAAUAUAUUUAUGUGUUUUAAAAGACAGCGUGUAAAAUUGAAAACACAUUUAAACAAACAGGACCACCGACGUUCAUUCAUGUACAUUGCAAGGCUGGAAAUUUCACAUCCACUCAUAUUAAUGUUGAUGACUUCAUUGCGGAUUUACAGUGAAAAACACAAGAAUCAAGCGUCUGAGAGGGCGGCAUCGUUGCUCCGCUUUUUUGUUGUUGUUGAGUGAUCUCAUGUUGAUGAAUUGCCAGUAAAUAGCCACAUCCAUCCAUAAAUAUUGUGCCAAAGUCUGGUGGAACCCACUGUCUACUAACGGGUUUACAUCUUGUUUCAUCUGGCAACAUAAAUGCCACCCAUUUUGAGACGGGUGUUCCUCUGUUGGGCCAGUUUAGGAAUUUAGGGUUGAUUGAUUUGCUUCUGAUCAACACCCUCACUCCUUCCUCACUCACCUACCUACCUACCUACCCACCCACCCUGCCUCCCCCUGAACCUAUUACUGGGGUUUUGGGAAGAUGGGCUGUCUUGGCAAUAGUAAGACUGAAGACCAACGAAAUGAGGAGAAGGCACAGAGGGAAGCCAACAAAAAGAUAGAGAAGCAGCUCCAAAAAGACAAACAGAUAUACCGGGCGACUCACCGGCUACUACUAUUAGGGGCUGGUGAAUCUGGGAAAAGCACGAUAGUUAAACAGAUGCGAAUAUUGCACGUUAAUGGCUUCAACGCAGAGGAGAAAAAACAGAAAAUACAUGAUAUUAAAAACAACAUUAAAGAAGCUAUAGAGACGAUUGUGGCUGCCAUGACUACGCUCACACCGCCAUGCCAGUUAGCCUGUCCUGCAAACAAAUGCCGAAUCGAUUAUGUCCUGAACCAAGUAAACCAGAAGGAUUUUGAGUUUCCUUCGGAGUUUUAUGACCAUGCAAAGAUCCUCUGGCAGGACAUGGGUGUGCAGUCCUGCUGGGAAAGGUCCAACGAAUAUCAACUCAUCGACUGCGCACAAUACUUCUUAGACCGGGUCGAUGUGGUCAGGCAGAAUGACUACACACCCACUGAUCAGGACCUGUUGAGAUGCAGAGUACUGACAUCUGGGAUCUUCGAGACACGAUUUCAAAUAGACAAAGUCAAUUUCCAUAUGUUCGAUGUUGGCGGUCAGAGGGAUGAACGUCGAAAAUGGAUCCAGUGUUUUAACGAUGUGACAGCUAUCAUCUUUGUGGUGGCGAGUAGCAGCUACAACAUGGUGAUCAGAGAAGACAAUCAGACCAACAGACUACAGGAAGCCCUCAACCUUUUCAAGAACAUAUGGAACAACAGGUGGCUACGGACCAUUUCGGUAAUCCUCUUCCUGAACAAACAGGACCUGCUCGCUGAGAAGGUUUUGGCAGGGAAAUCUAAAAUUGAGGAGUAUUUCCCAGAGUUUGCACGCUACACCACACCUGAUGAUGCAAUACCAGAGCCAGGUGAGGAUCCCCGCGUCACAAGGGCAAAGUACUUCAUUCGGGAUGAGUUUCUGAGGAUCAGCACAGCCAGCGGGGACGGACGGCAUUACUGUUACCCCCAUUUCACCUGCGCCGUCGACACAGAAAACAUCCGCCGCGUCUUCAAUGACUGUCGCGACAUCAUACAGAGGAUGCACCUACGGCAGUACGAGCUCUUGUGAUGGGCAGCGGCGUCCGGCCUACUUAUCUACCUAAGUAAAGGAUACACCAACAUUAGCCAGGACUGACUGCUGUACUUACAGACUGGAAUCCCUCAGUGCAAGCUAUCCCUUCUUUUAGCUCUUUCUCUCUCUCAGAUAUAUUAACACACACACACUCCCAGGUACACACACACACACAUACACUACAGCAUGAGACAUUCAGAGCCCUUAGGUUUUAAUGUCUCAUAUCGCACACACACUCAGACCCUUUUAAAACCAAGUCCUCCUGCUUUUACCAGUUGGCAGAGGCUAAAUAAAAUACUGCUUUCUGAGAGAAUUCUGAGACAGGAGGAGUUUAUUAUUAUUAUUCACAGCGUGUUGAAGACAACGAAGGAGGAGGCGGAGGAGAAGAAGAGAACAAUGGAUGUGGAGGGAGGCAAACUGAUAAAGAGGAGGACUGUGAGCCUUUUUGUUGCCCGAACAGACGGACUAAUUGACUAACGGGUGCCUGUGGACGUGAGCGUGACUCGAACAUAAGACCACACGGCUCACAUGACCUGCUCUUCAAGAAACCAAUGGAGGAGGGACGGCAGAAAACAACCAACAAAAAAGGA